UAGUUAAAAAGUGUCAGGGUACUUGGUGGGCGGGCGUUGCUAUGUAGCAGGGUCGACUGUGCCUGACAAUAGCAGAAAGCAGGCAAGCUUGCAGCAAAGAAAGGAGGAACUGAAAGUGAGACAGGGCGAGAAAGAGAGAGUGGGGGAGUUCACUGGGAAUUUCUUCAUUAAGAAAAAUAAAAUAAAGGCUGUGCUAGUUGAAGAUGUCUGAUAAUGGUGAAGUUGAAGACAAGCCUCCAGCACCUCCAAUGAGAAACACCAGCACAAUGAUCGGGGCCAGCUGCAAGGAUUCAGGGACCCUGAACCACGGCUCCAAGCCCCUGCCCCCCAACCCCGAAGAGAAGAAGAAAAAGGACCGCUCUAUCAGAUCCAUCUUUCCAGGGGCCGGCGAUAAGACAAACAAAAAGAAAGAACGACCAGAAAUAUCCUUGCCUUCUGAUUUUGAACAUACAAUACAUGUGGGGUUUGAUGCAGUCACUGGAGAAUUUACAGGUAUGCCAGAGCAAUGGGCUCGGUUACUACAGACCUCCAAUAUCACCAAACUGGAACAGAAGAAGAACCCCCAGGCAGUGCUGGACGUCUUGAAAUUCUACGACUCGAAAGAGACGUCCAAUAGUCAAAAGUACAUGAGCUUCACGGAUAAAACCACAGACAGUUAUAAUUCUUCAAAUGCGCUGAACACAAAGGCGGUCUCUGAGCCGCCCGCAGUACCUCCAGUCUCUGAGGACGACGAUGAGGAUGAAACCACCCCUCCGCCAGUGAUCGCCCCACGGCCAGAGCACACCAAAUCGAUAUAUACCCGGUCUGUUAUAGAACCCUUCCCAGCACCCCCCACUAAAGAUGCAGCAACCUCUCCCAUCUCGCCGCCUGCGGAGAACAGCAGCACUCCCUCAAACACGCUCACCAGGAACGCAGAGAAGCUGAGGAAGAAGACCAAGAUGUCAGAUGAGGAGAUUCUGGAAAAAUUACGAAGCAUUGUUAGCGUCGGAGAUCCCAAAAAGAAGUAUACAAGAUUUGAAAAAAUUGGUCAAGGAGCGUCAGGAACUGUGUAUACAGCAAUAGACAUUGCUACCGGACAAGAGGUUGCUAUCAAGCAAAUGAAUUUACAGCAGCAACCCAAGAAAGAAUUGAUCAUUAAUGAAAUUCUUGUAAUGAGGGAAAACAAGAACCCCAAUAUUGUCAAUUAUUUAGACAGUUACCUGGUAGGGGAUGAGCUGUGGGUGGUGAUGGAAUACCUGGCAGGAGGCUCCCUGACAGAUGUUGUGACAGAAACCUGUAUGGAUGAAGCACAGAUAGCAGCCGUGUGCCGUGAAUGUCUACAAGCACUGGAGUUCCUUCAUUCAAGCCAGGUGAUUCACAGAGACAUUAAAAGUGACAACAUCCUGCUUGGAAUGGAUGGUUCUGUGAAGCUAACUGAUUUUGGGUUCUGCGCUCAGAUCACUCCAGAGCAGAGUAAGAGGAGUACGAUGGUGGGCACGCCAUACUGGAUGGCCCCAGAGGUGGUGACGAGAAAAGCAUAUGGACCCAAAGUUGAUAUCUGGUCCUUGGGCAUCAUGGCCAUCGAAAUGAUCGAAGGAGAGCCCCCAUAUCUCAAUGAAAACCCACUGAGGGCACUGUAUCUUAUUGCAACAAACGGUACGCCUGAGCUGCAGAAUCCCGAAAAGCUGUCCUCGAUAUUCCGAGAUUUCCUAAAUCGCUGCCUUGAAAUGGAUGUGGAGAAAAGAGGUUCGGCCAAGGAGCUGCUGCAGCACCAGUUCCUGAAAGUGGCCAAGCCGCUGUCCAGUCUAACUCCUCUCAUUUUGGCUGCAAAGGAGGCAGCGAAGAGCAACCGCUAGACAGCCAGUGUUUCUGUCAUCUCACCAGUACGUUCUCGCAAGACGGUCCAUUUAAACCUCUGCAGCACCUGGACUUGCACUUAUUCAUGGCAGGGUCAUGAGUAAUAAACUGAAGGAUCUAAUGGAAGAAGAAGAAUGAAAAAUGGAAUAAAAAAACAAAACUGCUGAUCUUAAAUUAAACUUUACACCUGUGAAUGGUGUCAGGGUUUUGUACGUUUUAAAAUGUCUAAGAAAUCCUCAAACCUGAUGUAGCAAACGUUAUUUUUAUUUGGUUCCUCUUCUUUUUAGUGUUUUGUUUGUUUAAAAUCUAGAACUGUUAAUCUUAACAAUGAAACUUGGUUUGUUCAUGGCCUCUGACAAAAACUUCUAUUGUCAACUGUGUGGGUACAGCGUUUUGGACUGCUUAGAAACUGGUACUUUUUUGUAAUUAUUAUUAUAUAUGUAUAUAUUUUUUUAAAUAAGCCAAGACUAGGUGAUGAAAUGAUAAAUGGUCGACCUGUCUUGGAAUGCAGUUUCAGUAAUAGUUUGCAUUAUUAAAAUGGUACAAAGAAAUUCCUGCAAAGGACUCUAAAUCUCUGGUCUCUAUAUUGGAAUAUUUUCAUUUUUAAAAUUAAGUUCUGAAGAGACGCUCAGCUACAAAGAAUAAAUUAAUGGUAUAAGUAAUGUUGUAUUUUAGAGGACCUAAAAUGUCUUGUGAUGCACAGAAAUUGUAUUUUGGGGGUAUUUCUUCUGUUAGUUUUUAUACCAACCUAACCAUGCACUACCUAAGCCCCUUUCACACUGGCAUGCUCUACCCGGGGCAGGACCUGGUAUCAUGCAGGUCGGCUAUGCGAUUUCACACUGCUUUUGAUAAAGCAGGGUCGACCUGGGUGACAGACACAAGUACACAAUGCGCGUAUCAAUGCCCCGGAAGCUGCCAUCCAGGCUUCUCUGGAUUGAACCGUCGGUCCAGACGUUAAUUAGAGCAGGUGUUUCUUCAUCCUUGCUGCAAUCUGGCUCAUGGUGUGUCUCAAAAAUAUGGCUAAACAGAAACAUUCCUUGUGGAUGUGAAACCUUCACGCAGGCGUGGCUGUUUGUUAUUUCAUCAGCUUACGAACAGCCAUCAUGUAUUUUGUCUCGCUCAAACCGGGUCAAAGCUUGUCGACCCACAUCCUGAGGUGGGUCGCUGGGACCCGGGUAGGAGUGCCAGUGUGAAAGGGGCUCUAGAUGCAAUUUCUCCCUCACUGAAGUGAGAGAAAAUCUGUGCAGACUAGCUAGUUAAAAUGCACAAGGGCAAAAAACCUAAUAAUGUGAAAAAUGCAGACAAUACGGUUCACAAAACAAAUGUUAUCUGGGUUUCAUGAAUGACAGACCAACAACACGCUUGUGAAACAUGUUUCUUUAAAUUAAGCAGAAAAACAGUAAUAGUAAAAAGUUAAAGUAACGUGCUGCUUUUCUUCGUCUUGAAUCCCUGAAGAAUUUUGAAAAGUUGCCUCCUGUAUUUUUUAUUUUUUUUCUAAUUAAAUUUGUUCUAAAUUAGUUGUACAAAAA
Molecule: messenger RNA, 3365 nt
Organism: Acipenser ruthenus (sterlet)
Lineage: Eukaryota; Metazoa; Chordata; Actinopteri; Acipenseriformes; Acipenseridae
Product: serine/threonine-protein kinase PAK 1
Exons: 15
Coding region: 204-1835 (543 amino acids)
Biological process (GO): regulation of MAPK cascade; protein phosphorylation; intracellular signal transduction
Cellular component (GO): cytoplasm
Molecular function (GO): protein serine/threonine kinase activity; ATP binding
Source: RefSeq, a predicted model, not a curated record